CGGUCCGUAUCCCUGUUUUGACCCACUUGAUACGAGGCGUGAAAUACUGAAAGCCCUCUGCUUGCUUCCUUAGCACAGCUCACGUUCCUUGAGCUCCCAUAAAGUCAGAAGGAAAAACCCACGAUUCCUCAUAAAAAUCAAAACUUUUUUGCGUUUCUCCAAAGAAAUUUGUCAUUUUUAUUAAAUCCCAUCUUCUUCUGUAGUCUCAGAGGGAGAGAGAAUAUAGGCGAGGGAAGAAUUCAUAAGAUGAAAUCGCCAAGAUCGGACGGUCAGAAAUUCAUCAUCCCGUCUUUCUUCUUCAUCGUUGCGCUCUGCGUCUUGGCUUUCAUCAAUGAGAUCAGAUUCGACAGCUUCCUCAGAUUCGGACGAUGCGCUCUCGCCAAUAUCCCCGUCCAGAACAGCUCUUCUUCUUCUUCGGAUAUUCUCUUGUCGGAGAAUGUUAAUUCCUCUUCUUCUUCCGCGGCGGAAGAGAUUCGGAUCCUGAUCGGGAUCUUGACACUGCCCGACCAAUACCAGCGGCGACACUUCCUCCGGCUGGUCUACGGGACUCAGACUCCACCGGAUGGCGCCAAAAUCGACGUGAAGUUCGUGUUCUGCAACCUGACGAAAGAGGAUCAGAAGGUGCUCGUUGCUCUGGAGAUCAUGCGUUACGACGACAUCGUCAUUCUCAACUGCCCUGAAAACAUGAACAAAGGAAAGACAUACACUUACUUCUCGAGCCUACCGGAUCUCUUCAACGACACCGACGGCCCGAAUCCACCGUACCAUUACGUAAUGAAAGCGGACGACGACACGUACAUUCGGCUCGAAAGCCUUGUCGAAUCGCUGAGGCGACUGCCACGAGACGAUCUCUAUUACGGCUAUGUGAUUCCAUGUCCGAGCAUGGACCCGUUCGUCCACUACAUGUCCGGAAUGGGAUAUCUCGUAUCGUGGGACAUCGUGGAAUGGCUGAGAGAUUCGGACAUACCCAAAAAACAUAUCGAAGGACCCGAGGACAAGGUUUUCGGAGAUUGGAUCAGAGAGGGUCGACGUGGCAAAAACCGCUUCAAUGCCAAGUGGUCGAUGUACAAUUUCCCCGAGCCGCCUACGAGGUGCACCCACGAGCUGUGGCCGGACACUAUCGCCGUUCAUUUGCUGAAGAACCAAGAGAAGUGGAUACGGACAUUGAACUUCUUCAAUGUCACCAGCAAUCUCAAGCCCUCCAAACUCUAUCAUAUACCUUGAAUAUGGCAAUCAUUGAUUUGCCCAUUAAUUAGUUAUAAUACAUACCUCAUUGUUUUCUAUUUUUAUUUAUUUUCUGAUC
Tarenaya hassleriana is the source of this 1303-nucleotide messenger RNA. Its product is annotated as hydroxyproline O-galactosyltransferase GALT3. Gene Ontology annotation, cellular component: Golgi membrane. Bases 247 to 1224 code for a protein of 325 amino acids. The record is from RefSeq and is a predicted model, not a curated record. Gene Ontology annotation, molecular function: hexosyltransferase activity. The transcript has 2 exons. NCBI's taxonomy places the organism in Eukaryota, Viridiplantae, Streptophyta, Magnoliopsida, Brassicales, Cleomaceae.